UAUUCAACCUCGUGGUUAAAGUUACUGAAGGCGCAUUCGUGUGAGGUUAAGUUUGUGAUUUGCCGAAUUUGAAUAAUUAAUAUAUAAGACAAAGUUUAAAAGGCGGGCAAGCAGGAAUUGCACGCUACAAAUGUGAGGAGAGAUGGAACGUGUGAGUGUUCUCUGUAUUUUUGUAUAACUUUUAAUCCGGGAUUUGAAGCGGUGGCGGCAACCGCGUGGUAAACAGACAACAGUUAAAAUGGCGAAUAUAGGAUGCUCUGCAUUUUCUCGCGAUGGACAAUAUCUUGCGUAUUGUGGAAAUGAUGGGAAACUCAAGAUUUGGGAAACAGCGACAAGUCGACUCAAACAAGAAUACGUACCGAAUUUACAUCUUGCUUCACCAUGCAGUGUUUUGGGAUGGAUUACAACGUGCCGUCGACCAACCUCAAAAAAGCGCAAGAAAAGGUCUAUAUCAGAAGAUCCAGAGGAUAAGGAAAUUGUAGCAAUGGGUUCUUUGAAUGGCAAUGUUACGUUGUACGAUGUUGCAGCAGGUUCUGUUAGUAAACAGUUACAAUAUGACCAUUCCGGAGCUGUAACAGCUCUCACAUGGUCAGAAACUAGUGGCUUGUUUACAGCGGGUCAUGAUCAGAAAUUAGUGGAGUGGAACAUGAAAGAGAAUUGCAUAAAGUGCAAAUGGAAAUCAGGCAAAGGCAAAAUCACAGCUCUUUCUGUCUUACCUGAUGGGAAGUCCCUCAUUUCUGCAGACAAAAUCAUCAAAUGGUGGAAUCUGUCGACUAAACAGAUGAUCACUAGUUUUACAGGACACGCCACACAAGUUGUGUCUCUAAAUUCCAUAAGAAUAGACAACAGUCAAUACGCUAUCAGUGCAGCAACUGGCGAGGGAUAUUUAAAUGUGUGGUCACUUAAUGAAGAAAAAAAAGAGAAACAUGCAGUUGCAACAUUAACUAUGCAGGAUGAAGCUGUUUGCGUUUCAGUCCGUGUAGUUGACAAUUGUCAAAUAAUGGUACUAGCCAUAACACGCUCUGGCCAUACUCAUCUGUAUAAAUAUCAACCAAAUGGUCAUUGUUCCAAACCAAUAAAACCAUCAAUCAGUAUACUAAUAGCUUCAGACGCAAGCCAAAAGGACUUAGUACAGCAAGUUCCAGUCUUAUUAGGGCAGUUGACGGAAGAUGCAAAACUCCUUCUGGCCUAUGGUUCUUAUUUGAAUUUGACGUUCGAGAAACUCACACCAGAUUUCUCCGAUAAAGUACAAUGCUUGGUAAGGUCAGAUGUGCGAAAAUCGCGUGAAAGGAGGGAAGGGGCCAUUACAAAAGUUAAAGUGCCAGAGACUGAAGGGAACGUAGAAUAUCUUCUUCCAGGAACGACCACCAAACCAAUGAAAAGGAAUCGUUCAACUGCCUCAGGCUCUCAAUUACCUAUGAAGACCCGAUUAGAAAAUCUAAGUUUAAAUGAAGACACAAUCACAUCUGGUAAUACAUUAGGCAAGAAAGAGAAAAACAUGGUGCAAUUGUUAAUGCAAGGCUUGCACAGCAAAGACGAUAAGAUCCUAAAGAGCGUACUCAUGAUCAAGAAAGAGAACCUGAUCAAAAGCACAAUAGUCAAGUUACCUGUGCAAGAGAUUACACCUCUCUUACACGAAUUGACUACCAUGCUUCAAGGCAAAACAUACCCGACUAAAAUAGCAGUCAUGUGGCUGAAGGCUUUGGUAGCCACACAUGCAGCACAACUUCUAUCGCAUCCAGAAAUUGGUGAAUCCCUAAGUCCCAUUUUGGGUGUAGUGGAUGCUAAAAUAACACUCCUCACAGAACUAUCCAGACUCAAAGGCAGAGUUUCAUUGAUAACAGGUCAAAUAGCACGUGCUAAUGAAAAACAGGAUAAAAAUGUCACAGAAGACAGUCUUCUAGUUUAUCAAGAGCCAGAUUCUUCGGACGAAGAUACCGACGUGGACGAAGUAGAGAUGGGCAGCGAGUCUGAUGAAAAUUGGGAAGAAAUUUCUGAGCUGGACGAGGAAGAGGAAGCGAAUGAAGGAAGGGACGUGGUAGAAAAUGAAAGGUUGGAUAACAACAGCGAGAAUGAGAACAUCGAGAAUGGGGAUAAUGACGAUGAAGAUGACGAUGACGUUUCCAUGAGCAGUUGAUUGUUUGAAAACGUAAGUGAUUGUUGAAUUGUAUAUGGAGGAUUCGGUAAUAAAGUCAGACAAGGGAAACGAGAUGGGCGAUUAUUAGAUUUUUUAUCUGUCAGAAAGUAAAAGGAUGUAUUGGUGACAUGCACCAGAUUGGUCCUUUUAUAUGCGUCUACUGAUUGUAUAAUAGAGCGUAAAUGCGUUUCCGGCACAACCCGGAUAUUUAUAGAACUUCUAUCAUUGCGAAAAUAAAAGAAAAUUUAUUCAUACACAAUUAUAUUAUAAA
This is a messenger RNA of Cephus cinctus (wheat stem sawfly), 2408 nucleotides long. Its product is annotated as WD repeat-containing protein 43. NCBI's taxonomy places the organism in Eukaryota, Metazoa, Arthropoda, Insecta, Hymenoptera, Cephidae. Gene Ontology annotation, molecular function: protein binding. Bases 239 to 2137 code for a protein of 632 amino acids. The transcript has 6 exons. Gene Ontology annotation, biological process: maturation of SSU-rRNA from tricistronic rRNA transcript (SSU-rRNA, 5.8S rRNA, LSU-rRNA). Gene Ontology annotation, cellular component: nucleolus. The record is from RefSeq and is a predicted model, not a curated record.